Hyaloscypha bicolor E is the source of this 1054-nucleotide messenger RNA. RefSeq lists its product as uncharacterized. Lineage: Eukaryota; Fungi; Ascomycota; Leotiomycetes; Helotiales; Hyaloscyphaceae. The coding region runs from base 61 to 801 and encodes 246 amino acids. The transcript has 2 exons. The record is from RefSeq and is a predicted model, not a curated record.
AACUUGAUCCCAUCCAAAGAUCACACUUCAACUCAGCCUUCAUCCACAACCUUCAUCACUAUGUAUUCCAACAUGUCCAUCUUCUCUAGAGCAACCAUCCUGGCUCUCUUUGCUACACAAUUUAGCAUACCCUCAUUUGGCCACCCAGUCUUGGAGCAACGCACCCCUCCCAUCGUCAUGGGGUCAGCCAUAACCUUCGGCGCGAUCGCCGCUACGACUCUCACCUCCACCGGUGCAACAGUGAUUACAGGAGACUGUGGCACCUGUCCCGGCACAGGAAUCACCGGAUUCGGCGCCGGGGCCGGAGUAUGCACUGGCAGCAUUGACGCUGGCAACACCGCCGCUUGCAACGCGGAGGCCGACUGCCUCACGGCCUACAACGAUGCCGCAGCGAAGGCCCACACCAAUACUCUCGCUGCCACCGACCUCGGCGGCCUAACCUUAGACCCAGGAGUCUACAUCUUCCCAACUUCCAACGCCGCUCUCUCCACCACACUAACGCUCAACGGGACAUCCAACGCCAACGGCCAAUUCAUCUUCCAGAUCGCGACCACGUUCUCGGCCUCCGCUACCACAUCGGAAGUCGUGUUAGUUGGCGGCGCCCAGGCCUGCAAUGUCUACUUUAUUGUUGGCUCUUCUGCUACUAUUGGUGCGGGGAGCCAGAUGCAGGGGAAUAUUCUGGCGUAUACGAGUAUUGCUAUCAAUUCUGCGGCGAGCAAUAAAGGGACGUUUUGUGCGCUUAAUGGAGCUAUUACUUUGAUUGAUAAUGCGCUUACUGCGCAGGCUACUUGUUCUACUUGAACACGUUGCUCUGCGAAGCGUGGGUUGAAACGGGUGUGGGACAGGAAAAUGCUUGGACUGAAUACUUUUCUUUCUGUUGGUUGAUGAGUGCUGGAGCUUUUAGAGCCAUAAUGGAUGCUGGUGGUAGGAUAUGACUAUUCCAUGCUUAAGGGUUAAGAGUCCCUUUACCUCGUUGCAGUGGCUUGAUAUAAAGUUUCAUACCUAAAAGUAGCGGGUUCUCAAUAGCCAGAUAAAUACCAAAGGUUUCGAGGGC